AAAGGAAAGAAGAAUACAACAGCAGUCCUACAGGAACCUGGCAAUAUUUUGCUCCCGUGGCGUCAUCACCCAAAUUCUUAUGGACUCAGACGUCAAAAGCGAGAUUGGGUCAUCCCGCCAAUCAACGUGCCAGAAAAUUCGAGAGGACCCUUCCCACAGCAGCUUGUUAGGAUUCGUUCAGAUAAAGACAGUGAGAUUCAUAUAAGAUACAGCAUCACAGGGGUGGGAGCUGACCAGCCACCUAUGGAAGUCUUCAACAUUGACCCCGUGUCAGGGAGAAUGUACGUGACCCGUCCAAUGGACAGAGAAGAAAGAGCAUCCUACCAUCUCAGAGCACAUGCCGUAGAUAUGAAUGGAAACAAAGUGGAGAAUCCAAUUGAUCUCUACAUUUAUGUGAUCGACAUGAAUGACAACAGGCCAGAAUUCAUAAACCAAAUCUAUAAUGGAUCUGUUGAUGAAGGAUCUAAACCAGGAACCUAUGUGAUGACAGUGACGGCCAACGAUGCCGAUGACAGCACCACAGCAAAUGGGAUGGUGAGGUACCGCAUUGUGACUCAGACUCCACAAAGUCCAUCCCAAAAUAUGUUUACCAUUAACAGCGAGACUGGAGAUAUAGUGACAGUUGCCGCAGGACUCGAUCGUGAGAAAGUUCAGCAAUACACAGUCAUUGUUCAGGCCACCGAUAUGGAAGGAAACCUUAACUACGGUCUCUCGAACACAGCGACAGCAAUCAUUAUGGUGACAGAUGUGAACGACAACCCACCCGAAUUCACUAGCAGCACCUAUUCUGGUGAAGUUCCAGAAAACCGGAUAGAAGUUGUUGUCGCUAAUUUGACUGUGAUGGACCGAGAUCAACCCCAUUCGCCCAACUGGAAUGCUGUUUACCGAAUAAUCAGUGGAGACCCUUCCGGUCAUUUUACCAUUAGGACUGAUCCUGUUACCAAUGAAGGCUUGGUAACUGUUGUGAGGGAAGUUGAUUAUGAGAUGAACCGAGCUUUUAUGUUGACGGUGAUGGUGUCCAAUCAAGCUCCUCUUGCCAGCGGGAUCCAAAUGUCCUUCCAGUCUACAGCCGGAGUCACCAUUUCAGUCACUGAUGUCAAUGAGCCCCCUUACUUCCCAACAAACCACAAACUCAUCAGGCUGGAAGAGGGUGUGCCUACAGGGACAGCACUCACGACUUUUUCAGCAGUGGAUCCUGACCGUUUCAUGCAACAGGCUAUCAGAUAUUCCAAGCUGUCGGAUCCUGCAAACUGGCUGAAUAUUAAUGCCACCAACGGUCAGAUCAUCACUGCAGCUGUCCUUGAUCGCGAGUCAGCCUACGUUAAGAACAAUGUCUACGAAGCCACAUUCCUGGCAGCUGACAACGGUAUCCCUCCAGCCAGUGGCACGGGCACACUCCAGAUCUACCUAAUUGACAUCAACGAUAAUGCUCCUGAACUUCAGCCAAAGGAGGCCCAGAUAUGUGAGAAGCCAAAUCUGAAUGUCAUCAACAUCACAGCCGCCGAUGCUGACAUCGAUCCAAAUGUCGGCCCCUUCGUCUUUGAACUGCCGAGCGUGCCAUCUGCCAUUAGGAAGAACUGGACCAUUACACGUCUAAAUGGUGAUUAUGCUCAACUUGGCUUGCGAAUAAUAUACUUGGAAGCCGGUGUGUAUGAUGUUCCAAUCAUUGUAACAGAUUCUGGAAACCCUCCUCUGUUUAACAUGUCCAUCAUUAAGGUCAAGGUGUGUCCAUGUGAUGAGAAUGGAGACUGUACCACUAUAGGAGCUGUCGCUGCAGCUGGGCUGGGAACCGGAGCCAUUAUUGCCAUCUUGAUAUGCAUCAUCAUUUUACUAA
Messenger RNA from Protobothrops mucrosquamatus (brown spotted pit viper), 1834 nucleotides. RefSeq names its product cadherin-4. The transcript has 10 exons. NCBI's taxonomy places the organism in Eukaryota, Metazoa, Chordata, Lepidosauria, Squamata, Viperidae. Gene Ontology annotation, biological process: adherens junction organization; multicellular organism development; calcium-dependent cell-cell adhesion. Gene Ontology annotation, cellular component: adherens junction; catenin complex; plasma membrane. The annotation marks the transcript as partial. The record is from RefSeq and is a predicted model, not a curated record. Gene Ontology annotation, molecular function: calcium ion binding; cadherin binding.